This is a messenger RNA of Salvia miltiorrhiza (redroot sage), 873 nucleotides long. RefSeq names its product glutaredoxin-C6-like. The record is from RefSeq and is a predicted model, not a curated record. NCBI's taxonomy places the organism in Eukaryota, Viridiplantae, Streptophyta, Magnoliopsida, Lamiales, Lamiaceae. Bases 216 to 623 code for a protein of 135 amino acids. The transcript has a single exon.
CUUAUUGCUAAGCUUUCUCUCACUAAAAAUGAAUAAAUAAAUUUAAUAAGUAACUAUUUUAUAUAAAAUGUUUUUAGAUGUAAAUUUCCCAUAUAUAUAGUAAUCCCACACACCAUUUCUCCUCCGCUCACUCAUUCCCCCCAAACCAACCACCGCCCUCCGCCGCCUCCCAAACCGGCGCCGGCAACAGAAAAAAGGGCGAAUCACUUCCUCCGAUGCAGGGCCUCCGCCGCUACGCGCUGCCGGGGGACGGCGACGGCGGUAUCCGCCUCGAGCUGACCCCGAGCGCCGCCUCGCCGCUCGCCAUCGACGUCGCCGAGUCCACCGAGACGCGCCUCCGCCGCCUCACCUCCGAGAAUCCGGUGAUCAUCUUCGCGCGCUCCGCCUGCUGCAUGUGCCACGUCAUGAAGCGCCUCCUCUCCGCCGUCGGCGUCCACCCCACCGUCAUCGAGCUGGAGGAGGACGAGAUCGCCGCCCUUAAUCGCGCCGCCGCGCCGGCUCUCUACAUCGGCGGCGCGUGCGUGGGCGGGCUGGAGAGCGUGGUGGCGUUGCACUUGAAUAAUAGCCUCGUGCCAAAGCUUGUUGAAGUUGGAGUUGUGAGUGAGGGAAUUUAUAUUAGCUAAUUAAUUAGGAAAUUAUUAUAUAUAUAUAUAUAUAUUUAUCUAUAUUAAUAAAUAUUAUAUAUAUUGUAGUGCUAAGUGCUAUUUUGGUUUUGAUAAUAUUAGGUGAAGAAAAUAAGUAAUUAGCUUUCUAGUAUUAAUGAUGUUGUAAGGUAGCUUGUGAGAUGUGGUGCUUCCCAAUUAAGGUAAUGUUGUGAUUAGGGAAACAUUUAAUUGUGCUUUAAUUAUGAUGUAGAAAUAUAUAUCUAUGGCA